Messenger RNA from Sparassis crispa, 342 nucleotides. RefSeq lists its product as hypothetical. Bases 1 to 342 code for a protein of 113 amino acids. The transcript is spliced from 5 exons. The record is from RefSeq and is a predicted model, not a curated record. Lineage: Eukaryota; Fungi; Basidiomycota; Agaricomycetes; Polyporales; Sparassidaceae.
AUGAAAUAUCUCAUUGAGGUUAACAAAAAUACUUUCGAGACGAUGACUGCGGUUAUGACUAGAGACCACACCUGCCGGACCGACGUAAAUUGGAAUGGUUUUAUUGAAGCUAUGCGGUCGAUAGGAUUUAGAGUUACCGGCAUUACUGGCUCCAAGUUCCGUUUCGAUCCUCCCGCCAUUAUGCAACGUCGGACAAUCGUGAUCCAUGAUCCUCACACUCCAGCUCUUGACAAAGACCAGCUACGCUGGCUGCGAAAGAAAUUGGUCAAAAAUUAUGAUUGGAGCGAGGAAAGUUUUGUUAGAAGAUCGGACGAAGAAGAAGGCGGUAUUAAGAUUGUUUGA